Molecule: messenger RNA, 484 nt
Organism: Papaver somniferum (opium poppy)
Lineage: Eukaryota; Viridiplantae; Streptophyta; Magnoliopsida; Ranunculales; Papaveraceae
Product: putative defensin-like protein 25
Exons: 2
Coding region: 84-329 (81 amino acids)
Biological process (GO): defense response to fungus
Cellular component (GO): extracellular region
Source: RefSeq, a predicted model, not a curated record
CUCAUCACACCAAAACUACAAUCUUCCAAGAAAAUCAGCAUUCUUUCUAGACUACUCUUCAAAUUUUAAUUUCGCGUUCUGAAAUGGCCAGUGGAAAAGUAACAGCUAUUGCCUGCCUUGUCAUGUUCAUGGUUUUCUGCGCAGAUUUUAACACCGUUACGGCAUCAACUGCAAACCCAGCAUGUUGUCAAGAACAUCCCAAUUUUGGUCAAUGUAAUUUGAAAAACCAAAAGGACAUGGAUCGCUGUAACGAUUACUGCAGUUCAAGCUGCAGGGGUGGAGAAUGCAAGAUUAGGGGUGGGAAGCAUGUCUGCCACUGCUACUGUUAAGAUAUUCCUCAAUGCACGCAAACAUUUAUAGAUUCAUUCGUUCGACAGAUAGAUGAAGAUUUUUGGUUUAUAACGCAGGGAAAUGUACUAAUUUCUUUGUAAGCUUCUCCAUGAAUAAGGAAUAAAACCAAUCGAUUAGCCUUUGCCUUUUUGUA